CCAAUCUUCUUCUUCUUCUUCUUCUUCUUCUUCUUCUUUUUAAUUCAUUCUCCCUCCCCCUUCCGAUUUCACCCACGAUUUGGAAAGAGCUCUCAGAUUUGACCAGAUCUAAAAGUGUACAAAGACAAAAAUUGACAAAAGUCUUUUUUUCUUCAGAUCUGCGGGGAAAUCAACAAGUCCUAAAAUAGAUUUGCGAUGGCAGGGGGGUUGCCUUCAACGAGAAGUCCCAGAACAGAUCUGCGAGGAGGGCUUGCGGGUUGUGUUCAAUGACUGUCUUCAACGAGAAGACCUGGCCGGAAUAGAUCUAUGACGGCGUAAGGUCUGCGACAGUGGGGGUGGGGGAGGGGCGGUGACAAGAACAUCGGCAAUGGUGUUGAAGAACGGUCGGUCGGUGAACCGCCGCCGGCGUUGGCAACACCGGUAGAUGGCUUAUGACGGUGGAGAGGGCAAAUAGGUUGAGGGGUAUAAGGGGAAAGUCAAUACAAUUUUUAUCACACAUAAAUUUGCGUGCCGGGUCAAACCGGGAAGUUCUUUUUUGGACGGAGGGAGUAUUAUUUAUCAGUAUUUUAUAGAUUAGAGUUUUUGUAUGGGCCCGAGCCCAUUAGGUCAUGUAGGGCGUACAAUAUGCCGAAGACUGCCGGUGGUUCUUCCUCUGCUGCCGGUCCACACACUUCAGCAACCGUACCGGUCCAGAAGGAACCCAUAGAGAUCCAUUCUAAAGAGGAAGCUCCUGAGACCGGGGGAGUUUCUCAGACCGGGAGAGAACCGGCGAAUUCUCCCCUUAACAAAGGAAAGGGGAAAAAGAGAGUGAAACAUGCGGCCACCAACCACCCGUCGGCCAAGAAGAAAAGGGGGGAGAACAUCCCGGCUGAGGAGUCGCUGGAGGAGCUUUGGGUCAAACUGACCCUCAAGCUGAAAGGGAUGGGUGAAGUUAGGCCUGACGUCUUGGAGCAACUCACUGAAGAUUCCUCCUCUCGGUUAGCCCAACUGGAGGAGAAGCUGAAGAGAUAUGAGGCUCAUAACCGGGACCUCAAGGAGCUGACCGCCCGGCAGUCAAAUGAGAUGGCUGAUCUUUCCGCCAUUGCCGAGGGGGCCAAGGUAGAGACCCUUCAGCUGAAGGAGGAGAACUUAAAGCUGAUGGAGGAUCUUGAGCUGAAGGAGCGGGAGUUCCCCAGUAGGGCCAGGCAGUGGAUGGAGGACAACCUGGUGGAAGCUGCCCGGGUACUCACUUCUUCUGAGGAAAGGACGAUGGAAGGCUUCAAGCUGCUCUACCGGGAGGAGCACGGGAAAGAGAUGAUUACCCAGAUUGGCUCCUACGGUUUCAUGUCUGGCCAAAAACGAGACCGGGAGGCCACCCAUGCGAUCCUCGCCGAGCGGGACCCGGACUUCACUGCUGAUUCAUACGGUCUGGCUCCCAUCCCGGAUGACGAACCUGCACCUCCCUUCCCCCUGGAGUGAACAUCUCCCCGGCUGCGCCCGGUUGUUUUUGUAAAACUU
Molecule: messenger RNA, 1497 nt
Organism: Cuscuta campestris
Lineage: Eukaryota; Viridiplantae; Streptophyta; Magnoliopsida; Solanales; Convolvulaceae
Source: the annotation of a GenBank genome assembly